UGUCUCUGCUUCAUCUCAUCCCUGCAGCUGCGUGAGGAGGAAGGAGAAGCAGCAGAGGUUUUGCAAUGAGCACAUCACUCCCUGCCGUGGAAGGAGCCAGCCCUGCUUGCUGGAGCCAGCCAGUGUGGAACAGGAGUUGGCAUCACCAGCUCUUGAUGCAUGGGGACACUCACUACAACUGGACCAACUGGGAACCUGGUCACUGGAGCAAAGUCCCUGCCACGCUGCUCAUCUGCCUUUGUGGGCUGCUGGGGAAUGCGGCUGUGCUCUGGUUCUUCACUUCCCAUGUCCGCAGGAACCCCAUCACCAUCUACGUUCUCAACCUGGCCGUGGCUGACUUCACCUUCCUCCUCUCCAUCACCACUGCCCUUGGGGUACUUUAUGGCCCGGAGACCCUUUGCCACAGGCUGGGCUCACGGGACGUGACAACUGUGUUGAACAUCACCAUUCUCUUCUCUUUCACCGCCAGCGUCUUCCUCCUGACAGCCUUCAGUGCCGUGGCAGCUCUGUCUGUCCUUCCCAUGGCCCACUGCCACUGCUCCCAGUGCUUGCCAGUGCUUGUGUGUGCCCUGUUCUGGGCCCUCUCCUUUCUUUUCGCCCUGACCCUCUUCUUCUGCCCUGCAGCACUCAUUGCCUUCAUCCUCAGCUACCUCUUAUCACUACUUACCCUGGUUUUAUCUGGUUUAACCCUGCUUGCCAGGGUCUUGUGCUGUUCAUGGCAGCAUCCUCCAGGGAAGCUCUGUGCUGUGGUCCUGCUCGCUGUCGUCUUCUUCCCCUUCUUCACAGCUGAUUUUGAGUAUUGGCUUUUGCUAAGGCUGUUUGAUUUUUCAGUCUUUGUCUUCGAUGCCUCUCUGCCCUUGGCCUGUGUGAACAGCAGCAUCAACCCUGCUAUUUACUUCUUGGCUGGGAGCUGCACAAGGAAGUUCACACUCUCUGUGAGGGUUGCUUUCAAGAGGGCUUUUGGAGAUGUAGCAGAGCCCCAGAACAAAGGUGAAACUCCCAGAGCAAACACAGUGGAACCAGCUGUUUAAACCUCUGCAACCUCCCCCCCCCCCCGGGAGAAGAUGCUCCAGGGAUGGAGAGAAGGAAUAUGGGCCAGAACAGGAUUAGCUGCAGCAUGACAAAGUGUGCUGGGUGGC
Messenger RNA from Pezoporus flaviventris, 1139 nucleotides. RefSeq names its product proto-oncogene Mas-like. Gene Ontology annotation, cellular component: membrane. Gene Ontology annotation, molecular function: G protein-coupled receptor activity. The transcript has a single exon. The record is from RefSeq and is a predicted model, not a curated record. Bases 66 to 1031 code for a protein of 321 amino acids. NCBI's taxonomy places the organism in Eukaryota, Metazoa, Chordata, Aves, Psittaciformes, Psittacidae. Gene Ontology annotation, biological process: G protein-coupled receptor signaling pathway.